Gopherus evgoodei (Goodes thornscrub tortoise) is the source of this 3988-nucleotide messenger RNA. RefSeq names its product kinesin family member C2 (gene KIFC2). The coding region runs from base 33 to 2810 and encodes 925 amino acids. The record is from RefSeq and is a predicted model, not a curated record. The transcript is spliced from 19 exons. Gene Ontology annotation, biological process: microtubule-based movement. Gene Ontology annotation, molecular function: microtubule binding; microtubule motor activity; ATP binding. NCBI's taxonomy places the organism in Eukaryota, Metazoa, Chordata, Testudines, Testudinidae.
UGCGGGGCGCCCCGGAGCCCCCCCGCGCCCCCAUGUUCGCCUUCUACUCGCUGCUGGUCUACAUCGUGUACGCGCUGCUGCGCCGCGGCCCGCGGCCGCUCCCCCCGCCGCAGGGCCUGGAUGCCUUCUCCGUGGAGCUGCCCAGGAGGCGCAGGCUGUGUGAGGAGCUGUGGCCGGAGCUGCCGGAGCUGGACAGCAGCUCCGAGAGCGACCGAGGCAGUGGCACGGGGGAGGAGGAGGAGGCUGGCCCUGACAGUGGGUUUCUGGAGGAUGCUACCACCCCGCUCACCGAAUUCCUGUCCCUCAAGCGGGAAGCUGCCGAGGGGAAGCUCUGCCCAGUGGACACAGAGGCCUCUGGCGGGAAGCUCCCCGACUCCCCUCUCAUCUCGGUGAUGUCCCACCUCCUCUCCUUCCUGGAGCACUAUGGGCAGAUGCAGCGGCUGCAGGAGCAAGCCAGGGAGUACCGCUCCCGCCUGCGUCGGGAGGAGAGCCGGUGCCGGAAGCAGCUGCGGACGCUGAGGAGGGCCUACAAGCAGCAGGUGCAGGACAAGCUGAGCAUCAUCGAGAGCCUGGAGGGCGUCAUCUGCGAGCAGCAGAACGUCAUGGAGACACUGCAUGGUAAGAAGCCGCCCUCCACUUGCCCCCUGUACCCGUGUCCACCUGUGACCCCCGUGGGCGUGCACCGGCUGGUGGAAUCCAUCAGUGCGCUGCAUGGGGAGAGGAACAAGCUGCUAGAGGAGAUCACAGGCCUGAAGCAGCAGCUGGAAGAGGGGGAGAGGGAGAAGCAGCAGCUGGCAGGGAGCUUCGGCCUGCAGGUCCAAGAGCUGAAGCAGCAGAUUGAGGAGCGAGAGGAGGAGCUGACACGGCUGCGCACAGGGAUGGGGGUGACAGAUUCGGAGAAGCGGAUCCACAACCUGACGAUGGAGAACGAGGGGCUGAAGCAGAGUCUCAGCGUCACCCAGGGGCUCCUGCAGCAGCUGGCGACUGUGUCUGCCCAGCCCUCUGCCACGCUGGCCAAGGAGAAUGAGGGCCUGAGGUCGAGGGUGCAGCACCUGGAGACAUGCCUGCAGCAGAAGCUGGAGGAGCUGGUGCGCCUGGAGGGGCAGGUCAGCGCCCUGCAGUGGCGGAAGGAGCAGGAGGUGUCCAGGCUGGACGAGCGGAUCCAGGAGUUGCAGCGCAUGCUGGAGACCCAGCAGAACCGGCCCCCCGACGUACAGUACGUGACCCAGACGGUGGAGGUGGAGUCCCCCACGACCCUGAGGUCUCUGGUGGAGGCCGAGGAGCGGAACCGGGGGCUGUUGGAGCAGCUCUCCAGCCAGGGGGAGCGGUGCCAGCAGCUGGCCGAGCAGCUGCAAGGCUCGGAGGAGGUGACUGCUGAGCUGCGGCACAAGAUCUCUGCCUACGAGUCCGAAAUCGCCAAGCUGCGGGAGGAGCUGCUGCGAGAGAUCAGCCACCUGGAAGCCCAGAAGGAGGAGGCUGUCAAGGAGGCCUCGGAAAGCUCGGAGCAGCACCUGGAGCACCUCCGCGAGCAGCUGACAGGUGUCCAGAGGCGCCUGGCCAUGCUGCAGCCCCUCCUUAAGGACAUGAAAACCAACUACGCCAGCCUGCGCAGCCAGGUGUGCGACUUCUCCGAGUUCUACGAGGCGGCCAUCCGGGAGGCCAGGAGACAGAUGUGCUUGGCCGUCAGCGAGGCGUCGGAGACCAGCCGGGACCUGCUGCAGAAGUACCAGCAUGAGGUGCUGCUGCGCAAAAAGUACCACUCCCAGCUGGUGGAGCUGAAAGGGAACAUCCGGGUGCUCUGCCGCCUGAAGCCGGUGACGGAGGUGGACCAGCGGGAGGGGGAGGUGAGCACGGCUGUCAGCACGGAGCCCGGCAGCGACAGCAGCGUCACCACCCGCUACAAGGGCAAGGAGAGGACCUUCGAGCUGGACAAGGUCUUCCUGCCAGAGGCCACGCAGGAGGAGGUGUUCCUGGAGAUCGAGCCCCUGGUCCUGUCCUGUCUGGAUGGCUACAACGUGUGUAUCUUUGCCUACGGGCAGACCGGCUCAGGGAAGACGUACACCAUGGAGGGUGUCCCUGAGGACCCUGGCAUAAACCAGCGGGCGCUGCAGGCCCUGUACCAGGAGAUGGAGGCCAGGGCGGGGCUGUGGAAGUACUCGGUGACCCUCAGCAUGGUAGAGAUCUACAACGAGGUGAUCCGGGAUCUGCUUGGGAAGGAGCCGCAGGAGAAGCUGGACAUCAAGCUGAACCCUGACGGGAGUGGGCAGCUCCAUGUGCCGGGCCUGACCAGUGUGGAGGUGCAGGGGCUCCGGGAGAUCCGCAAGAUGCUGUCGCUGGGGAAGAGGAACCGGGCGACCUACUGCACCAACAUGAACGAGCGCAGCUCCCGGUCCCACGCCCUGCUCACCAUCACCAUCACCGGCACCAACUGCAGCACCGGCACCAAGACCUCAGGGAAGCUGAAUCUGGUGGACCUGGCGGGUUCUGAGCGGGUCUGGAAGUCGGGGGCGCAGGGCGAGCGGCUGAAGGAAGCUCAGAGCAUUAACAAGUCCCUGCUGGCCCUGGGGGAGGUGAUCCAGGCCCUCAGAGCCAGGCAGGGCCAUGUGCCUUUCCGCAACUCCAAGCUCACCUACCUGCUGCAGGACUCCCUGGGCAAGGGCAACAAGACUGUAAUGAUGGUGCAGAUCUCGCUACUGGAGAAGAACGCGGGGGAGACCAUGUGUUCCCUGAAGUUUGCCCAGCGCGUCUGCAAGGUGGAGCUGGGCCCAGCUUCCCGCAGGAUCGACUCCUGGGGCCAGAGCGAGCUCUGAGCCCGUCCCUGUGCCCAAGACGCAGGCAGCAACCCCACCUGUCUCCAGUCGUGGCAGAGCAAGGGGGCACCAGGACAGGGUAGGCAGGGGCUGUCAGCUGGGAGGGAGCAAUCACCUCCAACAGCCAGCACACCCACGGGGGUGUCUGGUCCUAGAAACCAGGCUGCCGGUGGAGCCCUGCCCCCCGAGCCCAGCAACAGGGCAGAGAAGGAAAGGCCUGGCCUAGGGUGACCAUGCUAGGCUGGUUCCCUCUGCCCACCAGCGGGGACCCCGGCAGUGUCCCCAGCUCACACCCCCCACCCUGGGCAAGGGGCUGGGCUAUGAUUUGCUCCAGCAAGGGGGGGUCUCUUGGCCAGGCACACGCCUGAGCAGGGCCACUCUGGGCCCAUUGUGACUAGGUGAUGUGCCCCCCCCCCCAUUACCCCUGUAGUACAGGUCGCCCAGCCCCCCAUGCAGCCCUUGCCCUGGGCGAAUGAAGGCUUGGCCCAGGGGAGGGGGUCCUGGGUCUCCCCUCUCUGAGGAAGGCUGUAUGGGACAAAGGGCUCCCACCCCGAAACUGUUAUUGUAGGGCCUAUCAUAAUGGCCAGGCAUGCUCCCUCCGUGCUAACACGGAGCAGUCGCCCUGCUCUCUGAAUGGGUGAACAGGGGGCCUUGCCCCUGCCCCACAGCAGUGCUCCCAUGCACUGCCUGACAAUUGCUGAGCAGCCGCUGCCUUGAACAGUCAUGCACUCUCCUCCGCACAUGCAUGUCCGAAUGCACAUGCAAAGCCAGGCACAUGUGCCCUACAUCCCCCUGGCCACCCACUUGGGGGGAGAUCACGGAGGAAUCCUCUUCCCCUCCCCUUUCCUCGAACCUGAGCUCUGGGCCAGAAGUUCAUUAGUGCCAUAGCCUGGAGGGAGGCAUCCUCAUGCCCAUGCUGCUGGCCACCUCCACAGCACCCCCUGCUGGAAAAACUAGGAGCCGCCCCCCCACCAGUGCUGCCCCAUUCCCUGCUGGAGUAGCUGGGCACUGGACUCCCAGCCAGUGCUCCUGCCCCACUGCCUGCUGGGAGAGGUCCUUCAUGCCCUGUCCCCAGGUCUGCAUCCAAUGGGGCAGAGGGGCUGCUAGGGGAGGGAUGGGGCCCCCAGGCUCUAUUUCUGCUACUUGAGCCCCAUUCCUGCUGGACGCUUGCAGGGGUA